AUGGCCGAGGAGGAUGAGAGCAGUAAACGUAUAGUUAGCGACGUGCGCACCGCUGCCGACCUCGGCCCCGACGUCCUCCUCGUCAUAGGGGGCCUGCUCGACCCCGAGGCGCUCGUCUCCGCAAACCAAGUGUGCCGCGCGUGGCGGACCACGCUGUCCACCAGCUCCAUCCCAUGGCGCGAGGCGUGUACCCGUGCCCACAUCGACGAGUGGGCCAGCGGCCUCGGGCCGCGCGAGCGAGGUAACGUUGUCCCCUGGACACCGCUGACUCUAGUCCUGCGCCACGUCCGCACCGAGCGCGCGUGGGCACUAGGCGAGGCGCGCAUCUCGUCCCGCGUGCUCGACUUCACUGUGGAGCGAUGGGACCAGCUCCACAUCGACGCGCGGACCGGCCUGGCGCUGAUGCGUCCCGCCCCCGACGACGAGGGCAUCGACGAUAACGCGCUGGUGGAUACGCGGACGUGGACCGCCGCGCACAUCAUCCCCGCCGGCCAGUACAGUGGUGACGAUGCCAUAUACGAUGGGGUGUUUGUGCGCCGCAACCAAGUGGGCGUGACUGCUUCCAACAUAGAGCGUUCGCCGUGGUCGGUGGAGCUGGUGCAGGUCUGCACCGUCCCCAAAGCGACCGACACGGCGGUGAUGGCGUUCGGCACGGGGCACAGGGCCGCCGCGGGGAUCGUCGAGCUCAUUACGAUCGAAGGGCGUGUCUCCCUCCGCGUCCGCGCGCCGCCCGACUGGACUCCACACAUGGUCGAGACGGACACGGACUUUAUCUCGGGGGACGAUCUCAUCCCUGCUUUCACUGAGACGAUGCUGGCGCUCGUACAGAGCGACGGGACAGCGCUGUGGCCGCGCCGCGGCGCCGAUGUGGGGGGACGCGCGCCGGUGUUUCCCUUCUGGUCGACCCGGGGCGUGGGGCUCGCGUACCGCGUGAAGGUGGCGAGCAGCCAGUCGGCAGGGCUCGGUAGGGCAGCGUUCACCCACGCCAAGCCCCUCCUGGCCAGCGACAGCGCGUUCGAUGGGGUCGUAGAUGUCGAGACCUCCGAGCUGGAGCCGAUCGUCGAGCUGCCCCCCCCGUGCUUCAGCGGAACCGACAUGCUGCAGGUAGCGCAAGGCCUGAGGGGGGACACGCUCCUCGUUGUGCGCGACUACGCGUCGGCAUUCGACGACGUGGUGAGGAGCGGCAGCGUCAGGACGGAUCAACAGGCCGAGCUCCGCGGCCGGGUGAUUGCGCUGCGCUUCGACGGGAUGAUAUACGCUAUCAAAGCUUAUGGGCCACGAUUCGCCAUCGCGGUGGGAACCGACGUCGUCGUGCUCGACUGGCGUCGACUGCCUGCAAUGCCCGCUGCGGGCGGCACGCUGCCCCCGCCCGACCUGUGCCUGCUGGUCCUCAGCGGCGCUUUCCCAUCCCAGAACGACGACAGCAUGCGCCUCUCAUACCACAAGCUUGCGAUUGAUGAGAGGGCAGUGUACGUCUUUAACGCGGCGUCGAGGAGCAUGACGGUGCAUGCAUUUGGAGAGUAG
This is a messenger RNA of Vanrija pseudolonga, 1524 nucleotides long. RefSeq lists its product as uncharacterized. The record is from RefSeq and is a predicted model, not a curated record. NCBI's taxonomy places the organism in Eukaryota, Fungi, Basidiomycota, Tremellomycetes, Trichosporonales, Trichosporonaceae. Bases 1 to 1524 code for a protein of 507 amino acids. Gene Ontology annotation, molecular function: protein binding. The transcript has 4 exons.